This is a messenger RNA of Acytostelium subglobosum LB1, 1308 nucleotides long. RefSeq lists its product as hypothetical. The transcript has a single exon. The record is from RefSeq and is a predicted model, not a curated record. Lineage: Eukaryota; Evosea; Eumycetozoa; Acytosteliales; Acytosteliaceae. The coding region runs from base 1 to 1308 and encodes 435 amino acids.
AUGGUUCAAAAGUCAUCCUACAAGAACUUUGUCACUCAUUGGAAGCUGGACACAAAGAAGCCAGCAGCGUCAUCUCCAGGAGGAAACAAAGCACCUCCUCCUUCCUCUCAAACAUCAUCAUCUGGAUCCAUUCCAAUUCCAAAUGGAUCUCCCCAACUACAUCAACAACAACAACAAGCUCAACAACAAAAUCACCAAGUACCAACAACUACAAAGAAUACAUCUUCAUCAACUACAUCAGCCAGGAAACAUUCUUUGUCUUCAACACCAAGUCCAACAACAGGUUACCCAACUGCAUUCAAGUCCCCGUCAUCACCAUCAACUUUCCAACCAAUCCACUCACCUGGAAUGUUAUCGGACAUUGAUCAAAUGCGUAGUGAUGAUCUCUCACCAUACCAAUUCGUUCCAGGCAGGAGGAAGCAGAGUCUGGGCGACGACAUGGCCGUGCCCAAGAAGUUUCAUCCAUAUCCCAAGCUCUCUCUUCUGGAGAGCAUUUGUAACAAUAGCGAAUUCAAUGAUGAUCACAACAACGGAAACAACAACAAUCAUCAUCAUCCUCACUCUUCAUCCUAUGAUCUACCUUUCGCCAGUCAUUCGCGCCAUCCUGCAGCAAAUGAGGGUGGCGGCGGAGGCAGCAGACUAUCAAUGCGCAGAGUCUCCCUGCCAAACAUAACAAACAGACCAACAUACUCGCCAGAGAGAUCCCUUUCACCAAUCAAUGAGAGGUCAUUGCAAACAGACUCCCUUUAUCAUCAUCUUUUCGCCAACAAUGCCAACCAAAGUGGAAGUAAUAGUAAUGCCAACAACAACAAUAGUAACAGGUAUAGCAUCAACAGUCCAAGCAUCAAUGCUGAACGAUUGAUCGUUCCCAACGAGUCCAGACUGAGUUCAUUAUAUGAAGCAUCCUUGUUGACCACUUCACCUCCAUCGGAUGGAGUCCUCUCAAAUGCCCAUGUCCAUGACAAGAAGACACUGCAAACAAUUUCAAGAGCAUCACCAGACUACCCUUUACCACAACAACAUAACUACAACAACUCUAACAACAACUCAAACAAUUUACCAUCGAUAUACUCUAUAUUGAAUGAUGUCAAAGAGGUAUCUCUUGAGGAUGACCACAAGUAUAGUCGCGACAACAACAACAAACAUAAUGGCAGUGCUGAAGACAUGUCGAAUGGAAUCACCAGACGAUCAAUGGAGCGCUCAUAUCCAUCUCGAUCACCAUCCUCCUCUCCAAUGUCCGUGUCCACUUCCACCAACAGUAUUCCCUCUAGUACCAAGAUGUCAGUCAUCAACCUUUUGGACGAAUAA